GAGGCUCCCUCGCGGACAAGUCGCAUUAUCGAUCGGAUACAAUCGAUCGCACGUCGAUGGCCGACGGUGACUGUUUGGCAAUCGCCGCGGCGGUGGCUGCCGCGGAUCGACAUCGCUAAUUACCGUCCGCGCUGAUCGAUUGCGCCGUUCAUCGUAUCGUCAUUAAGGACACAGACUCGCGUUUCAGGGACAUUCGGCUAACUUUAGCCUUUAGCCGGGUCCCGCGCAUCGCACCGACGUCUCGCGACGUCGACGUCGACACAUCGGGACAUAACGAGCCGACGGCCACCAGCCUGGCUAGCCGCUUUUGCCCGUGCAAAAUAAAACAGUGUUGCGGCCGCCAUCCGGCCGCAUGGAUAAACCGAUAAUCCCGUGAUCGGACGUGAGCCUUCGCGUUCCGAUAAUCGAUUCCGAUUGUUGACGCGACGCUGCGCGUCGCUCACUCGUUUCGGUCAGCGCCGAAAGGCGGAGAAAGAAAAAGAGAGAAAUAGAGAGAGAGAAAGAGGGAGAGAGAGAGAGAGAGAGAGAGAGAAGAGGAGAGAGAUAGAGACGUCGCAUCACACCUUCGUCGACGCGCGAAGACCGUUUACUACGUGUCGGUGGACCAGAGUGAUGCGUGGGUGGUCCGGCCCCCCUCUCAGGAUCGCGUAAUCGUCGUCUGUCUUCCCGGUGACGUCACCGACACCAAGAAUUACUACCGUGCUUACGAGAGACCGGUGCUCACGCCGCCGAGACCACGAGGUUGCCGCGUGCGACAGGUCAGAGGCUAUAAUUCGGAUCAUGCUUUCAGAAACGAGCGUUGGGAUGCCGAUGAGUCCUUGGGGGAAUGCAGGAAAAUGUCCUGGAGAGUGUUACUCAAAGUGGAAUCGCCUUCGAAUAAUAUUUCUCUCUAUUUGAACGCGAUUGUAAAGGCUCCCGCAAUAUCUCGGAUUUGUCUCACGUCAAAUAUUCCCGCCGAAGGAUAUCGACAGGAGUAGUCUGAGAAUUCUGGUUGAAUCCGAAGUAAAAGACGAGCAUUGCAAUUUUCACGCUCGCAUGACGUCCGCCAAAUUGUCCUUCAUCGACCGGAAUACAGAGCUAACCUUGUAUAUUACAAAUUGCGACUGUUCUCGAGAGAGAAGACUCGGAUGUUCUCGCGGGAAUAAUUAAUGGCAAGAGAUAUAUGCGUCCGAAUCUCGCACGAUGUAGAAAUCGUGACGACGAAAAGGUAGGCGUGCAACUCUGGAGACUCGCAUAAUUUCUGCCGGGAGAUUUCUCUCUUUCUCUCUCCGCGCGUGACGUCAUUCUCCAGGAAUUUCCAUCGAGAUACAAACAAAUUGACGACAGCCUUCGUCGAUCGGCAAGAACGAAAUCUUUCAAUUCCGAUUUUCGCAAGUUUGAUCUAAAAAGAAUUUGUUCGUUGCAUAGAAGCCUUUCGCUAUGUUAUUUAAAGACAUCAGUGAAGUUAAUAUUAGCGACACAGCAAUUUUACCUGAUGAAAAGUGAAGAAUUAGAUCAUCAUUUGAAAUGUUGCCAGAACAUAAUUAUUUAUAGCUAAUUAAAGGUACGAGAGGACUUGGAUUAUGUAACGAAACGCUAACACAUCUAGUAACCAUCCAGUAACCAAAAUAAACAGAAAGUCGAAAGCCACUAUCGAUGGCCGAUACAAAUCCUUAAGGAAAGAAAAGAUUCUCUCUACUCAAAUUUUCACGAAUUUCUCGAACGACGAAUCUAUGCGUGAUAAAUUUCUUACGAGGAUGUGAAGAAGCGUUCGUAAGUUACUCGCAUCAUUCUCAACCGAAUUAAUUACCGCGACCGAAGAUGGGCUUGUUGCUAUCGGUGCUGGUCGGCUGCGUCGGCGUGUUGGAGCUACUAGCGUGCAUGAGACACGCGUCCGACGGCGUGGUGAUCAGCAUCAAUCCGCCGACACCGUGCCUGUCGUAUCACGAUCCAGGUAAUAACGACAUUCAGAGCAUCCACGAUUCCCUCUGCAGUUUCAGCCACUCGACCGACGCGCGGCUUCCUCGCGGCGCCCGGCACAAGCUCGAGAAUCUGCACGAGUACAGUUUGAGAGUGCGAAACGAGCUCCGGUCCUUGGACAAGAACUUUGACUGCCGAAGCACGCUGUCGGAAUGCAGCACCAGGUACUUGCUCGGCGGCUCCAGGCCGGACUCGAGACUCAGUCCGGACUCGAGGCUCAGUCCGGACUUCAAUUAUCUCGUUCAAGUGGAGGAUGAAACGUGGAAUGUACGCGUCGAACAGCGCGAUGACGAUGACGAAUAUGUUGCAACGAAGAGAUCCUUGGAGGACAUCAAUGCGGAGAUCCGGGAAAGCUUGCAACAAGUCGCGCGAUCGCUAGAUCCGCCGGAGCCGGAGAAAUAUGUCAGAGUACCGACACCGAUUCCGCUCGCCGUCGAUGAAGGGGAAAUGGCCGCUUCCUCGAGCGAGGUGGAUACGUCCUUCGACAAGGAUUCGGGCAACGAGGCGCCCACCAUGAAAUCCUUCGACGGUCUGCCGAUUAUCAAGAGAUACAGAGACUCGCAGUCGGCCUCGUCGGUUGACGAGUCCGAUCAUGAAGAAAGAACGUUCGCGCGAAGAGCCCCGAGAAAGUCGCCCUCGAAGUCUCCGGAUCCCUCGAAAAGAAAAUCGAAGAGCGUCGAGGUUUCCAAGACAUUGACGCUCGCCGAUGAUCUUCCGAAAAUCGACUCGGCUGCCGGUCCAGCUGUGACCGAAGAAAAGGAAAGCGGAAGGACCUUCGUCAGCCAGAAGAAACCCAAAUCUGGAAAAUCCUCCACGACGAUCCUGAGGAAGCCCACCAGAUUGAAAUCUAAAAACGCGGAGAUCAGUAAGUCGGCGGAGAAUUUAAGCACGAAGAAGUCGAAGAGAAGUCGCGAUCCCGAACGUCGCAAGUCCGACAUAUCCGUGCAGACAAUGCGUGAUUUGUUGAGAGACAUGUCGACGAACACGUCGCCGACUAACAGCCCGCCGUUGUCCAGGUCGGAGAGCAAGAAGAGCGUUUCGGUGGAAGUACAAACCACCUUUGAGGACAUACCGAACGAUGAAGCCUUGGAGGAAAUGGAGGACAGUGUCGUUGGACUCUCCGAGAGCGGAAGAGAUAUGUCUUCUCGAGGCAACUCCGCCAGGAAAUCCUUCAAGAACAAGAGAUUUCGGUCCAGUUCGAGGGAUAAGUCGAGCGAUCAAGACAGGCAACCUUACACGACGACCAAUGCUGUCGGCUCCGUGGAGAAAUCGCGAAGAAACAAAAAAGAAUUAAAAGUGUCCAGCUUCGAAGACGCCAACGAAGACGACUACGAGAGAGUCAGAAGUGUUAUUUUUGACUCCUCGAAGGAGUCGAACGGCUGGCGUAAAAGAAGGGAGGACUCGAGGUCGAAGUCAUCGUUCGAAGAGGACAUGACGUCGUACGACGAGUACGUGGAUGCGGAGGAUGUGAGUUCCGGAAGGCCACCUGUACACUACACAACAUGCGACACCGAUCAGAACAAAGCAUUCUGGUUGAUUUUCAGUGGUGAAUUCACAAAGGCGAUGAACAAGGAAUGGCACAGCGGUCACUUCUGUUGCUGGCAGUGCGACGAAUCCCUAACAGGACAGCGCUAUGUCCUCAGGGACGAGCAUCCCUACUGCAUUAAGUGUUACGAGAGCGUUUUCGCUAAUAGCUGCGAGCAGUGUAGCAAAAUCAUCGGCAUCGAAUCUAAGGAUCUGUCGUACAAGGAUAAACAGUGGCAUGAGGCUUGCUUCUUCUGCACCAAAUGUAAAGUGUCCUUGGUGGACAAACAGUUUGGUAGCAAAGUGGACAAGAUCUACUGCAGCAACUGCUAUGAUGCCCAAUUCGCCACCCGUUGCGAUGCAUGCGGCGAUAUCUUCCGUGCCGGUACUAAGAAGAUGGAAUAUAAGACCAGACAAUGGCACGAGAAGUGCUUCUGCUGCGUGGUCUGCAGGAAUCCGAUCGGCACGAAAAGCUUCAUCCCGCGCGAGCAGGAGAUUUACUGCGCCGCAUGUUACGAGGACAAGUUCGCCACCCGGUGUGUUAAGUGCAACAAGAUCAUCACUAGCGGGGGUGUGACAUACAAGAACGAGCCGUGGCACAGAGACUGCUUUACCUGCAGCAACUGCAACAACUCCCUAGCGGGACAACGAUUCACGUCGCGCGACGACAAACCGUACUGUGCCGAUUGCUUUGGCGAGCUUUUCGCCAAGAGGUGUACUGCUUGCUCGAGGCCAAUUACUGGCAUCGGCGGCACUCGCUUCAUCUCGUUUGAGGACAGGCACUGGCAUAAUGAUUGCUUCAUCUGCGCGGGUUGCAAAGCCUCGCUCGUCGGACGUGGUUUUAUCACCGACGGCGAGGACAUCAUCUGCCCCGAGUGUGCUAAGUUGAAGCUGAUGUAAAGCGCGCGAUUUUACGACGAUUAAAAUGACAACAGGCUCGAUGGGGAGAAGCGAAGAGAGGGAUAGGACGGGAAACAGGAUGGAUUUCCGAUGCGAGAUUCGUGAAAUCAUUAUGCUGAUCAAAAUUUGAUUAGAGAUUUAUAUCUAAUCCUCGAGACGGAUUCUACCAUGAUACCGAACCCACCAUGAUACCUAGCCGGUUUUAAAAUGAGGAUAGAUGUUGCACGCAAACAAUAAAAAAUUUUAUAGAGCCAUAAAAGAUGAGAUUGCGGAGAAAUAUAAUAAAAAUUGCAAAUAAAAAGAAGAGCACCAGUGGCGCUCGUAAGAGUUUUUAUUACGGACAACCGACAAAAUUUUCAAUUUUUUUUUUACAGAGGAGUAGCAAAGCUCGAGAAUUCUCUGAUGAAUUUCUCGACUGGGUCAGCAUAAUGAUUUUACGGUUACCGAUUGAUCGUUCAAAAAGGAGGGCGGCGCAAAAGAACGCGAGGGUCGUUUCUAUCUUCGUAGUCGUAGUGAUAUUAGCCUGUUCGUUAUUUCGUUCUACGUGUGCUAUAAAGAGAACACUGACAUGUACCCGUGUUCGAGAUGAUUUGCUCGAUCAUCACGUCAGGAUAUUUAAGAGCGAAAAAAAAAAAAUAAGAAUCGGAGAGAGAAAAAAAGAGAAGAAAUACGUAAGCAGUCCGAUGAAGAGAAAUCAAAUCGUAAUAAAAUGGUCGUUAAUGCGAACGUGUCGAUUAGGAUGAUGGAUAAAGCCUAAGCGUUCCACGUGCUCUCGUUAUGUUACUAUCUGUUACUCUAAAUGUUACUCUACAUGUUGCUAAAUGAUAGAGGUACGCGCGCAAGCGUGCGGAGAGAGUCCUAUAAAUAUUAUAUAUAUAUAUAUUCUUACGAAGAGCUAAAAUCGAUAUAGAAAUAUAUAUUUCUACAUAUAUAUUAUUUCUUUUCGAUUCGCACUCGCGAAAAAUACAACAUUCUAACAUGACACACACACACAAAUACACGGCACACAGCGACAUAAACCUACCCGACCCGAACACCGUCAUUGUUCUCUCUCUUUCCCUCUCUGUAUGAUGCCAUAAAUCUCUCGUACUUAUAUGCUAUACAAUAGUAUAAUAUUAGAACAUCCAUAUUAUAGUAUCCACUAUUAAUUUGUGGACCCUCGUGUUUUCAAUAAAAAACGAUCUACCGAUUUUUCGUAUGUACAAUGUUUUCGAAAGAAAUCAAUAAUUGAAUUUGAGUUAUCGACGAAAAUUAUUUGACGUUCGAAGAAUCAGCAAGCGCGGAUCUUUUAUUAAAAAAAUUCAUUAAUUUUCUGCACGCGUGCAUAAUGUGAUAGCAAUUGAAAGUUAUAUGCGUGCAUGCGUGUCGUUAGUCGAAGAAGAAUAGGAUAAACAAUAUGAUUUUAAUUUUCCGUUCGGCGAUGGCUCUUUUCUCUUCUCAGUCUUUCUCUCACUUUUUCUCGCUCGCCGAGAGAAACGGGCGCGCAUCGUCGUGAGGAUCUGUCAUUGUCCCGUAUGAAUCGCGCACAUACUUACACAAACAUACACACACAUAACGCUGACAAGCAUUUCUUGCACUAACACGUUAAGAGUUUUAGUGAAAAAAAAGAAAAACGGCAGAAAAAAAGAAACAAACACAUACAUACCCAACACAUCGCAUUAUCGAACUGAUAAUGAGCCUUAAAAUCAAAGUUUCGUCGCGCGCUGAAUGUCGAGCAAAGGAUCUACUGUUUAUUAAUGUUUGCGACAGUUUAGCUCGAUUGAAUUUUAAACUUGCUCAAGAUUUAGUGCGGGACGCAGAUUGAUAAUGUGCAAAAGUUAAACAGAAACACGUAUACACACAUAUACACGUACACAGCAUACAUACACAAGCAGACGUACGAGUGUGCGGUGGAUGCACACGCGGAAACAGUAAUUGUGGCCUCAUCUGCAUCGAGUAUCAUAGGAGUAAAAACAAAGGAACUAACGCCUUACAAUAAUUUAUUUCGUUACGAGAUAUUUAAUAUCAGAUCUAUUCUUAUACAACGCGAACGAAAGUAAAUGUAAAUCUGAGUUUACAUUAUUGAACUGAGCUUUGAGCUGCGUUUCAAGCCGAGUCUCCUUGCAAACAUUUAAACUUGUAUCAAAAUUGUGCUGUCACGAGCAUUCCUACAAUUUUGUUCUAAUUAUUUUUCUCGACAAAGUUCGAUUUGGGAAGUGACUCGAUAAUGCGGCCGGCUCGAUAAAAUUCAGUUUGAGGUUCAGUUCGAUAACGUGAAUCUAUUUUAAUGUCGCGCGAACUCAAUCCACGAACUACGAGAUAAGUUCGACCCGCAAACGUUCGAAUUUUUAAUCGCGACCAAUACAAGUCACACAAGUGCUAUAAUAUAUAUGUAUGUUCCGACGGAGUCACUUACACACUAAUCGUCUUAAUUAGUAAACGAUAAAAAAAAAGAUUAUUCUAUAUUCAGCGUAUCCUAUACACUGUUACACUGUAAAAUUGAUAAAUAAAUAAAUGUAAUUAAUAAAUGUAAUUAUUCGCGCGGGAUUUUCGCAUCCCGUCUUUCAAA
Molecule: messenger RNA, 6931 nt
Organism: Linepithema humile (Argentine ant)
Lineage: Eukaryota; Metazoa; Arthropoda; Insecta; Hymenoptera; Formicidae
Gene: Lmpt
Product: Limpet
Cellular component (GO): Z disc; nucleus
Molecular function (GO): transcription coregulator activity; zinc ion binding
Source: RefSeq, a predicted model, not a curated record